AUGGAGGAAAGACACGUUCUACCACCCCAACCCACCCUCGGCUCUGCGUCGGCGGAUAUGGGGACGAGCACUGUGAGCAGCAUGUCGCGUCUAUGGAGGUCAAACCAGAGCUCAAAUAGUGCUGCUGCUUCACCAAACCCCGCCGCAAAGACUUUCGUGGUGCCCCUGUUCCUGGCCACGUCCCGUCGCUCUGCCCGAAACGAUAUGUUCGCGCGUGGUGCAUUGCCCGCCAGCACAAGGUCGAGGACUUCAACACGUUCAGUCAUAGAGAGUGCGCCUUCCGGGGCUGUGGAAGCUCCACCUCUGUCAGUUCGACGAGAUGAUGAGGACGAGCAGUCAGACAUGUACGCAGGUAGCCUGCGGGAUCAGCCGUCUGUCGUUGAGUCAAUCGAACCGAUACCACUUGCCCGGAAUAUGGACGAUGAGCCGACCCCUUCCGAACGUCAAGCCAUGCGGUCAUAUCGAAACGGCAGCAGUACGAGCGGCAGCAGUCGUUCCUCAAAAAGAAGAAAGACAAAAUACGGCAUUUUCUCGAGGAAGUCAUAUCGUGACCCAGAUGUCAACGCAAAGGCAAGAAUCAGCUUCGCAUUUGGUGUCACUUUGUUGGUCGCGGUAGUCAUUUAUUUGGUCCUCGGGACUACCACGAGUGUGGGCAGAAAUACCAUGUUCCAUGUCCUCUCCAUCCUUCUGAUCUUGACCUUGACUGGGAUCUUCAUCCAUCAACUCCUUCGCAUGUGCAUGCUCAUGCGACGACCGCGGAGGUCGAGACAUCGGACAGCGCACGGAACCCGACGCCGGCAUUUGGCAGGACAAACUGGAGGCCGUCGUGAUAGAAGAGAGAGACAAAACGGGCGGACUGAAGACCUGAUUCUUGAAAAGCCCAUCCAGAUACACAUGUCCACGGACACCGGCUUCAGUCCAGAUGUGGAAAAUGCAGCUCCAAUUCGAGUUCCACCACCUGUGUAUGGUAAUACGCGAACAAGCAUGAGGCUGAACCCGGACUUAGUCCAUUGGAAGGAAGUCCAAAUCCCGCCCACACCUUUGACGCCUACGUAUGAGGAGGCGCUGAACCAGGUACAUCAGACUGUCGGAUAUCGUCCACCAAGCUACUUGUCGGAGAGUGGUACGACAGUAGCCCUGGAGAAUCGGGCCAGGGAUGUUGAUGCUGCGCUUGAAAACAUUCAUCCCUUGGAGCGCGAACGGAUGAGGACGUUGACAGCUGCUGCGCUAGAGGGUUCCGACGCUGAUCAUGUGUAG
Molecule: messenger RNA, 1257 nt
Organism: Fonsecaea multimorphosa CBS 102226
Lineage: Eukaryota; Fungi; Ascomycota; Eurotiomycetes; Chaetothyriales; Herpotrichiellaceae
Exons: 3
Coding region: 1-1257 (418 amino acids)
Source: RefSeq, a predicted model, not a curated record